Molecule: messenger RNA, 936 nt
Organism: Emiliania huxleyi CCMP1516
Lineage: Eukaryota; Haptophyta; Isochrysidales; Noelaerhabdaceae
Exons: 3
Coding region: 1-936 (311 amino acids)
Molecular function (GO): metal ion binding
Source: RefSeq, a predicted model, not a curated record
AUGGCGGCCAAGUACAAGCCGGUCACUGCUCGCGAGAAGCAACGCGCCUCCCGCUUCAGCGCCUCCAAAGCGCCGUCGACGCCGCCGCCUAGGCAGGCCGCCAAGACCAAGGCACAAAUCGGACGAGCGCCCUUGCAGCCGACAACGCGGCCGCCGCCGGCACUUGCGGCGGCAGGUGCGCCCAGCAAGCCGGCGUCGUCUGCGGACGUCAAGACGCACGGCGGGCACGGCGGAGGGAAGGAGAACGGGAGCUCCAACUUCAACCCCGACAAGUACAAGCGGUGGAAGGCCGGCCAGUGCUCCAAAGGCGACCUGUGCUGGUUCAGGCACGGAGCACAGGACACGGCGACGGAGGCGCCGUCCUUCGUUCUGAUGAUGCAUGUCGAGGAGGGGCUGUCAAAGCCCCCUCUCAUCCGCAAGGGUGCCGCUACCCGCUCCGACCCCGCGUACAGCGAGUGCCACCUGUGCGUCGGGCCCGCCUCAAACGACUGCGUGCCUGAGGGCGCCCCCUCCGAAUGUGCAAACGUGCGAACGACCGAGCCGCUCGCCAGCGCCGCGGUCGGUUCUGGUGAGUCGAAGUCAACGGACAGCCCGGCCAGCCCCCGCAGCCCGGUGACCGUGAUGGAGCUCAGCCUCGAGCCGCCGCAGUUCCAGCCCGACCGAGGCCUCGUCCUCGACGCAGCGCCCCUCGCUUUCCCUCUCGAGCCACUUCGUGCGACCCCGUGCGCAUGGGCGUGGGGUGGCUCGCCCUACUUUGUCUUUCAGCCCUCGCCGCCGCCAACGUCGUCGCCUCCACAGGACCUCCCCUGGCCCUGGCAGUGGUUCAGCGGAGGCGCAAAGGCGGCGCCUCCGAUCUGGGAGCUCCCUCUGGUGUCGUCAAUGUCGAUCCCACUCUCGCUGCUGGUGACACCGACCGACGGCGCAUCCGCAUGCUAA